Messenger RNA from Culex quinquefasciatus (southern house mosquito), 7674 nucleotides. It is a transcript of the gene axo, whose product is annotated as contactin-associated protein-like 2. Bases 1340 to 7363 code for a protein of 2007 amino acids. Lineage: Eukaryota; Metazoa; Arthropoda; Insecta; Diptera; Culicidae. Gene Ontology annotation, molecular function: serine-type endopeptidase inhibitor activity. The transcript is spliced from 21 exons. The record is from RefSeq and is a predicted model, not a curated record.
UCGCGUUCUGACCGUCGUGGUGUAAAGAAGUCGUUCCGCAAAGUAAAUCCUUUCCGCGGGCAGUGAAAGUGCACAGUGGCUUUGUGGCUAGUGCGCACGCAGAUUAGCGUUCAGUGCUAUCGUGUCGUGCAAGUGAAUGCAAUUUGGCGUGCUGAUUUGGGUGAUGUGACGUAACUGGUUUUAAAUUUCAAAGAGAGUACGAAAAAUAAGGAUUGUUUCUUUAUCAAUUUUUCAGUCAAUUUUUAAAAAAACGCAGAACCCGUUCGUUCACAUCAAACCAGCAGCGACGUGAUCUCAGCAAAACUCUCCGCGGUCAUCAGUUCGUCAACGUUCUGGCUAAGAAGGUGCGCACAAAGGCCAAAGGUUCUUCGAGAGGAACGGAUUACCAGUGUGUGCGCCCGUUGACCGUUGAUGAGUUCAAAUUGAAAAUUGUUCUCAUCAUUCAAUUGUGUGUGCUUUAUUGUGCGGAGAAAACACCACUACCAGUGAGAGGAGAAAAAGAAGCAGUCGUUGAAAUUUCAUAGAAUUGAAUAGCUCGACGACGGAGACACAACGCAGAAGAUAUUAUAUCCGAACAAGUGUGCAUUGUGGUGUUGGUAGUGAUGCAUAAGAUCCAACCCGGCAAGAAGCUGCAAAGGUCUUAAGUGCUGACAAUUGAAAUUGUUUGCUUGUGUGAGUUUUGUGAGUGAGAAGAAGUGUACGAAUAUCACUGUCUGAAAGUGGUUUGAGUUGGUUGAUAAGGCAGAAAAUAUUAAUGGAAAGAUAAAAGUGGUACGAUAAGGUGAGGGAAGUGUGCCACUGACAAAAGUGUCAGAUCGCAAAAAGAAAAGAAAUAAAAAAAAGGAAAACGAAAAACAAACAGAGGAAAAAAGUAGUUCAGUGGUCAUAAAAAAGAUAAAAGAAAAAAAAAAUUGAAUGAGAGCAAAAUCCACUUCCACGUGUGGCUGUGAACAAGUGUUUGCCCAAGCAUCGUACUCGUCGUCGUUUGUGGGAGAGUAAUCUGCCACAUCUUGUCAAAGGAUUACUUCCGGUCAUAACUUCCCCCUUCCGAGGAAGAAUCACACUCACACACAGCGUCAGUGGGAGGUCGUUGAGAAGAAAAAUCGUUUUGACAAGCCAUACUACACACUAGUAUAGUAGCUCAAACAAGUUGCCGGUGGCCGGUUAUAAAGGAAAAUCACCACAAAAGUACCAGGAGGGGUUGAGGCAGCAGAACUCAACUCAGCUGGAACGAGAAAAAAGUGCUCCUGAAGGGAAGAGAGAGAGAGAGAGUAGUUACGGACAAACAAACGACGCCGGUCAACGGCACCCUAAGGAACCUCCUCCACCGUGGCGAAUAAUGCACCAUAACCAUGCCGGGGCCAUCAUCUACAAAGCCAUCGUUGCCGUCGUCUGCAUCACCGAGUGCCUGUGCCUGCUCCUCCCAGAGGCAUCGGCCAUCCCGACCAACCUGGAACCGGCCAAGGAUGGAAUAGUGUACCAGCCGAAGAACAAAACGGAGAAAUGCACCGGGCCGGGCCUGCCGGGACCGUGCCAGGGCUUCGGGGACCGGUACCGGUACGACCAGACGAUCAACAACUGCACCGUCUUCAUCUGGGGUGGCUGCGGGGGCAAUCUGCAGAACAAUUUUGAAACGUACGAGCAGUGCAUGCAACAGUGCACUAAUGAGACACAAACCCAACCCCCGGCGCCACAGCUGACGCUCACGUCCAGCCCCUCGCCGAGCACGACCCCACCCCAGGAGAGCAUCACGCAGCAGUUCUCGUCGGUCAGCACGGUGUCACCGGUGCCGGACGAGCUGCGGGGGUCCGAGCUCACGUUCAAGGAAACGGGCUACGAGAAAACGUUCAUGUUUGCCAAGAACAACACGUUCAUCCAGAUGGACGGCGACACCAUCCAAACGUUUCAGCUAAGAUUAUGCCGUGAAAUAUCAUUCCAAUUCCGGACCCGUCUGCCGCACGGACUGCUGGUGUACCACAACGUCAAGACCCCGGCCGGCAUCAAGCUCGAUCCGUACGCGCUGUACGUCAUCGUCGAGAAGGGUCAGCUGAAGGUGGUGCACGUGUUCGGGAAUCACUCGACCAGUGUGACCGUCGGCGAGGGCCUCAACCGAGACGAGUGGCACAGUGUCAUGGUCCGCAUCGACGUCCACGGCGCCCGGCUGAUAGCUCGUGUCGAUAAUCACAAGGAGGAAGUGUACCUGAAGGGACUCAAUCACGAAACCAACUACGGCGUCUCGAUCAAUCUGAUGUCGGUCGUGCUGGUCGGUGGUCUCAGCUCGGAGGAGAAGCUGCACGGGGUCAAGUACAUCAUCGAGUCCUUUGUCGGGUGCAUCCGGAACGUGGUGCUGAGCUCGGGCAAGGCCGCGUCCGACCUGUUGCCCAUUACGCCGCUGAUUGCGACCAAGCACGAGAACGUCAAGGAGGGCUGCCGGAACAUGUGCCACACGCGGCAGAACCUGUGCUUCAAGGGGUCGCGCUGCAUCAACCACUACUACGACAUCUCGUGCGACUGUUUUGGGACCAAAUACGAGGGCGAGCACUGCGAUAUCUACACCGCAACAGUAUUGACGCUGCGUGGCUCCAGCUACGUGUCGUACCGAAUCUACGACUGGAAGGACCGCAUCCACUCGUCCGUCACCCGGAUCAGCAUGAUGUUCAAGACGAACUACGACGACUCGGCGCUGUUCUACGCCAGCGGCGAAUCGCUCAAGCCGCAGUACAUUGCGGCGUCGGUCAAGAACCACUCGGCCUACAUCGAGAUGGACUUUGGCGACGGCGUCAUGACGGCCGUCCUCGGGCAGGACCUGACCAAGCACUACUGGCACAACCUGACCAUCUUCCACGACCGGAACCAGGUUACGGCCAUUCUGGACGACCACUUGAAGAUAAUGGAGAUCCCAGGGGAGGUGCACAAUCUGCUGUUCGAUCCGGAGAUUUACUUCGGAGGUGGCCCAAAUCUGUCCAAGCGAAAGGGACUGGCCUCGAACAACAACUUUGUCGGCUCGCUCAAGUACGUCUUCUACAACGACAUUUCGGUGCUGUUCGAGCUGAAGAAGGGCAACCCGAAGGUGCACUACAUUGGCGUCCUGGAGGAGGAGUUCACCGAGGCCGAGGUGAACGUCAUCCCAAUCACGUUCUCGUACGCCAAGUCCCACAUCUGGUGGCCCAUGAGCAACGUCCACACGCUGGACCUGAAGUUCGACUUCAAGAGCAGCAAGGCUACGGCGGUGCUGGCGUACAGUGAGGUCAAAACCAGCGAGGGACUCGGAUUCUGGGAGAUCCGCCUCGCCACGGACCGACUCAGCUUCGAGCUGUGCCCGGACGUCACGAGCAACAUCACCCACAGCACGUACAUCCGGAUCGACAACCCGACGUCGUGGCACGCGAUCCACCUGACGUACGAGCACAACGAGAUCAAGUUCGUGGUGGACUUCCGGCACGAGGUGACCCAGCUGUACGGACUGUCGUUCAACGUCGGCGAUAAGCUGAUCAUCGGAAGUAGCUUGAAGGCGGCGGCUUCCGGGUUGGUCGGAUGCUUGCGGGACUUGAAGAUCAACGGGGUUGAGAUCGAACCGAGAUUUUUGGUCAAGAGUGAGCGAGUUGUUGGGGAUGUGUCGUUGGAUAACUGCAAGUACGUGGAUCCUUGUAAGAAACCGAAUACUUGUGAGCACGGUGGGAAGUGCUCGGUGAAGGACGACGGGAUUCAGUGUGAGUGCAAGGACACUGGGUAUGUGGGGAAGAACUGUCACUUUACCAAGUUCAGGAAGACUUGCGAGGAGUUGGCAUUGCUGGGGUACUCCAAGUCGGACGUCUACUCGAUUGAUAUUGAUGGUAAUGGGGUGUUUCCACCGGCGCGGGUCAAGUGUGACUUCCAGAGUUUGGCCAAUGCCACGAAGACGAUAGUGGAACACAAUCUGCCAUCGCAGGUGGAUGUUCGUUCGUACAAGGAUGAGGACUUUAGCUUCCACAUUCAGUAUCGGGAGUUUAGCGCAGCGAUGCUGCAGGAACUCAUUUCGCACUCUCUGUACUGCACACAGUACAUCAAGUACGACUGCAUCAAGGCUCCGCUGGAACUGCACUCUGCAACGUGGUUCAAGUCUUCAAGCAACAACAAUACCGUGGACUCGCUAGGGGAGGUUAAGAGAGGAACCUGUCCCUGUGCGUUGAAGGAUAGCUGCGAAGGAUCCAAGCAUAGCUGCAGCUGUGAUGCUAAUGUGAAUCGAUGGGUAUCGGACGAGGGUUACUUCAAGGAACCUCCAAACCUCGGUAUCACUCAGAUGUACUUCCUGCAACAGAAGGAAAUGUUGGACGAGGAAUCGCAGGGUCGUAUUACGCUGGGUCCGCUGGAGUGUGUUGAAACUAACACUCAAAAGUACGUCGUCACCUUCACCACGUCUCAGUCCUUCAUCGAGGUGCCCGGCUGGCGCAAAGGCGACAUCGCGUUCUCGUUCCGGACCACCGGCGAAAAGGCGAUCCUCCUGUUCCAACCCCCGAUCCGCUCCAACUACCCGUCCUUCAUGGUGGCCCUGACCGGGGACUACCAGCUGACGUUCAACUUUACCCUCAACACGGGCACGCCCAAAACCCUCGUAAUCGACACCAACCGCAAACUGAACGGUGGUGAGUGGCACAAGAUCUGGAUCGAUUACAACGAACACCACGUGCGCUUCAUGAUCAACACCGACACGCGGAUGGUGGACCUGCAGCCGGAGGAGGAGUUCGGGCCGUUCGAGGGCAGCAUGUUUAUUGGAGGGGCACCCACUGAAAUCUCCAAAAAGUACACCGUCAAGCAGGGCCUGAUUGGGUGCUUCCGCGGGUUGGUCGUCAACGGGGAGAUUCUGGACAUUUACAGCUUCAUGUCGGUGCACCUAUCCGAGAUCAUCAAGGACUGCAAACCGUCGUGUGUGCCGAAUCCAUGCAAGAAUGGCGCGUACUGCCGGGAGCUGUGGAGUACGUUUGAGUGCGUGUGCAAGAACCGGUGGGCCCAUCUGGGACAGCACUGUGAAACGAAUGUCAACGAGGACGCGCUGACGUUCAUCGCGCGCGAGUCCUACCUGAAGCGUAACUACAUCAGCGACACCGAGGAGGAACGCGUCGAGCGGGAGAAGCUUCUGGGCAUAUUAAAUUCUUCGCUGCUCAUAAAUCUGCGCACCUACGACAAGCACGCGUUCGUGCUGUACGCCAACGAUCACCACAACAACUUCAUCCAUCUGUACCUGACGAACGCCAACCAGGUGGUGUAUCUGUACAACCACGGCAGCGACAUCGUCAACCUGACGCUGGAACACCCGGCGUUGCAUGCCGGCCGUAGCAUCCAGGUCGCCAUCGUACGGACGGAAACGAACACGACGCUGUACGUGAACGAGCGGAACGUAACGAUUGAGCGGGGCUUCCUGCUGCUCGAUGAGUACUCGAACAAACCGUGGACCAAUCCGGAGAUGGAGGUCCUGUCCCCGCACCGACCGCCAGCCCGGCCCACCGAAUACUUCCAGUUCAACAUCGGUGGGUACGACCCGGCGAACCUGCUCCGCCCCAACCCGGACGUCGAAGAGCUGCAGGGCUACAUUGGGUGCAUCCGAGGACUCAAGAUUGGCGACCACCUGAUUUCGCUCAAGAACAUGUCGCUGCAGAACAACGCCCACGUGACAAACGGCGUGCUGGACGACUGCCAGAUGAAGUGCGACGCGGAACCGUGCAAGAAUGGUGGCAUCUGCACGGAAAACUUUGUCAAACAGGAGAGCACCUGCAACUGCGAACACACCAGCUUCCUCGGUGAGUUCUGCUCGGAGGAGAAGGGUGCCAGCUUCAGCGGCGAGGCGACCCUGCAGCGGAAGAUGGUCCUGGCGGAACGGGUUGACCGGGUGCGCCUCCAACUGGCCUUCUCGAGCAACGACAUGCGCCGGGCGAACCGGGUCAUGUUGCUGCUCCAGUCGAAGAACGACCGCAGCUACUACCUGAUGGUGGCCAUCACCCAGGACAACCAUCUGCACAUCGAGGAGGACCGCGAGGGCGCCACCUACGAGGCCCGUAUCGAGCAGAACUUUAUGGACGACGCUCGGCAUUCGAUCUACUACUCGCGGAACGGAGACGACAGCUCACUGCUCGUUGACCGCGUGGAGAUUCCAAUCAAACAGACGCAGUCGAAAGCGCUCGUCCAGGUGCAGGACCCCGGGGCGAACCACGUCCAGGUCGGUGGGGUCAACACGACGGAUCCGCGCUUCGCCGUGUACAAGAGCUACGACGGGUGCUUGUCGAACAUCUUCAUCCAGGUGAACAACGACACGAUGAAACCACUGGAGGAGUACAUGCUGUUCACGAAGGCCGAGGCGGAGAUGAUCCACGUGAUCAACUCGCAGGGCGUCCGGUCGGCCCAGUGCAAACAGUUCGACGUGAUGCCGAAGCUGACCGCGUUCAACGAACCAAUGCACAUGAACAUGACUUCGAGUAUCGACAAAACCUGGGUCGUAGACGCCCCGGUCCGAGUUCCGUACGAAGCCAUCAACGUGAACCAGUCCAAGGAGGAGGACAAAACGCAGGUCGUGUUCAUCGCGCUCACGUCGGUCUUUGUAAUUAUCGUGGUGUGCUGCCUGAUCGAGGUGUACCGCUCCGAUCGGGAGUACAAGAAGCGGCUGGAGCGGCAAACCGACGAAGAUAUCAUCCUGUCGAAGGAGCAAGCGGCCAAGAUGCACUUUGAGUCGGCGAACGCCGCCAACGCAACCAAGGGAUUCAACUACAAGGCGGUUGCUCUUGACGAGAAAAAGGAAAACGGUUCAACGAAGCCGUUGGUUGGUAUUUUGAAGAAUGGUAAUGCAACUCCUCCGGCCAACGGGGACACCGUCCAGAAGAGUCCGGAGCUGGUUCCUAGUGAAAGUCAGCUACAACUGCUCAGUGGAAUUCGAGACAGUCAACUGAUGGACCACGAACCGCAGUGGGAAUCGCUGAACGCUGAGGAGACCGACGCGCUAGUUCCAAAUUCCCCCGACACGAACGGUGGACCGGACACAACGAUGGCCAACGGCGGUGGCACCACCAACGGAACCUCCGGCCAUCACUCGGACGACCACUCGGACAGUGAUGCCGAGCUCGGAGAUCAGCCGGUGAAGGAAUCGGCUACGGCCAAACCCAGCACCCGCAAGCCCCCGAAACUGGUUCUGUUUGCCGACUCGCCGACUCAACUGAACAAUCACGAUCCGGCAACCGUCCCAUCCACGCCCCUUCCGCUGGCCACGUCCACACCCCUGACCAACGGUCUCCGGCCACGGGGAGCCCGUCAGGUGUCCUGGGGACCUCCGCCACCGGCCAUGGCCAGCGUGAACCAGCUGCCGUACAAAAUCGACGAAACGCCCGAAUCACCGGCGUAGAAGCUCAUUUCUAACAUGCUUUGCUGGUGGUAGUGAGAUAUUUGUAAAUGUUUGGGUAAGGUUGUUGUGUGUGUGUGUGCGUAUUUGUGUGUUGCUGUGAUCUCUUUGUAGUUCCAUCCGAGUAGGCGGCACGUACGUGCCUUCGCACGUGGUCAUAAAAUGGUUUUAUGAAGACAUCGGGGUGGUUGAUGCUCAUCUGUGUUUGUGCUUUACUUUUAGUUUUUAGUUACGUUAUGAAUACAAAGCCCCAGGAUUAGGAAAAAACCAAAACAAAACAUCAAAUAAAGAAGAUUUGUAAACAACAUCCACCA